Ochotona princeps (American pika) is the source of this 2885-nucleotide messenger RNA. It is a transcript of the gene AHRR, whose product is annotated as aryl hydrocarbon receptor repressor. The transcript has 11 exons. Bases 137 to 1993 code for a protein of 618 amino acids. Gene Ontology annotation, molecular function: protein dimerization activity; nuclear receptor activity; transcription cis-regulatory region binding. Gene Ontology annotation, biological process: regulation of transcription by RNA polymerase II. NCBI's taxonomy places the organism in Eukaryota, Metazoa, Chordata, Mammalia, Lagomorpha, Ochotonidae. Gene Ontology annotation, cellular component: aryl hydrocarbon receptor complex; nucleus. The record is from RefSeq and is a predicted model, not a curated record.
UGGGGCCGCCCUUGGAGCCCGCCGCGCCGCCUGGUCCCCCGAUGCCCGCGCAGACAGCCACGCCGCCGCAACUCCCGGCCCGGGCACGCUCCCCCGGGGUGCCCGAGCCUCUGCCUCGCCGUCCAGGGUCCAGACAAUGAUCCCUCCUGGGGAGUGCGUGUAUGCAGGGAGGACGAGAAGAAAGCCAACGCAGAAACAGAGGCCUGCCCUGGGAACUGAGAAGUCAAACCCUUCCAAGAGGCACCGGGACCGCCUCAAUGCUGAGCUGGACCACCUGGCCAGCCUACUGCCCCUGCCCCCUGACAUCAUCUCCAAGCUGGACAAGCUCUCGGUCCUGCGUCUCAGUGUUAGUUACCUCAGGGUGAAGAGCUUCUUCCAAGCUGUCCAGGACAGACGUGCCCGGCGGCCAGUGGCCGGGGCCAGUGUACCAGGAGACAUCCACCCCCGCGGAGGGUCUGCUGUGCUGGAGGGGCGACUGCUGCUGGAGUCCCUGGAUGGCUUCGCGCUGGUGGUCAGUGCGGAGGGCAGCAUCUUCUACGCCUCAGCCACCAUUGUGGACUACCUGGGUUUCCACCAGACAGACGUGAUGCAUCAGAGUGUUUACGAUUACAUCCAUGUGGACGACCGCCAGGACUUCUGCCGCCAGCUCCACUGGGCCAUGGACCCACCACACGCGGUCUCUGCAGAGGCAGGAGAGGACCCUAUCCUGGGGCGGCUGCUCAGGGCCCAGGAUGGGGGCCCAGGUGCGCCGGCGGAGUUCGCUGCCUUUCUUACUCGUUGCUUCGUGUGCCGUGUCCGAUGCCUACUGGACAGCACCUCGGGUUUCCUGACAAUGCAGUUCCAGGGAAAACUCAAGUUCCUGUUUGGGCAGAAGAAGAAGGCGCCGUCGGGUUCGGUGCUGCCCCCGCGGCUCUCGCUGUUCUGCAUUGCGGUGCCGGUUCUGCCGCCCCCCACGGCGGUCGUGAGCACGCAGGGCACGCUCUUGUUGCCCAAGCACCGGGUGGACCCUGCAGACACCAGGGCCAAGGCAACCUGGACCCUCUGUGAUGCAGGACUGCACAAGAGGCCUAGCCAUGUGGCAGGGAGGAACAACGGAGGCAGCUGCAUCUCCAUGUUCAGGACGACGCCAGAUGCUGGACAGUGGGCCCGGGCCCCCUGCCUACGCCUCAGGAGCAGCCCUGAGGAGGCCUUAGGGGAUGAGGAGGAAGAGCUUCAUGCCGGGGCAAGGAGCCACAGGUGUACCUGCCGGUUGGAGACCCCAAGAUCCACACAGUCCUCGGCCUGGACGGCAAGCACCCAUGGCGAUGGUGGAGGAGCCCGGCUGAGACCACCCUGUGUGCGGGCUGGGCCUCGCAGCCCAUGGAUGUCCUACCCAGGCAUCCAGGCCCCAGCCGGAGCCUUCAGGGGCUCAUCUGCACCUCACCUGCCGAACCACCUCCCUGGCUGUGCCAGCCAGAGCAGCAAGCCCCUGCAGGACAGGGCUCAGGGCCCAGGGCCCCGGGGUGCACAGGUGUCCAUCAAGAUAGAGAAAGACCCUGGACCCGAUGACACCCUGGAUGACUAUGGCCCUGGUCAGCUGUGGCCAGGAGCUGGUGAUGUGGCCAGGACGCCCCUGGCUGCCUUUCCUGCCAGGGUACACCUGAAGGCAGAGCCAGACUCCUGGCACCAGGUAUAUACCCCGGCCCUGGGGCACGGGGUGCUAGGAGCGCCCGUCCAUGGUAGGGAGCAGCCCCCCUUUUGCCGUCCACCCUGUGCCUGCCUGGAGCCCCUCCACAGCCUGCCCGGGCUACAGCACCCCGAGCCUCUCUGCAUGGCUGGCUGCCAUGAGCACCAGCCCCCUGCACCUGGGGCCGCCCCCACAGUUAAGCGCGAGCCCCUGGACUUGCCCCCCUGGGCUGUGGCCAGCCGGGGGACUGGGUCUGAGUUAUUCCCCCGAGGAGCCUUGAUGACCCUGACCCCGCCCAGGGCUGCUGAGUGCCCAUUCCCAUCCUAGCCACCUCCUCACAACCAGCACCCCUGGGCUGCCUCUACCUGGAUGCCCAGAGCCUGCUCAGCAGCCCAGCCCCUCAGUGGGUCUGAACCUGGUAACCCUCCGGGACCUCGCUCUGCCAGGCCUCACUGCUCUUCAGGAGUUGCGGUCCCUGAGGGCCUGUCCAUGUGGUGGUCCGUGCUCCACAGGGCCACUCCAUGGUCAGCAGCUGUCACAGCUUGGCCACCAGUGCAGUGGAAAGCAAGAGCAGAACAGGCAGGGGGGCCUCCCUGGCCUCCCUUGCUUCCUGCCUCCCUCCGGAUUUUCAUGUCUGGGUUCUGGUCACAUCCAGAAAGACUCAUUAAGGGCAGGUGGAGGGGCCAAUGUCAUGGUGGGGUCCCCUGGACCCCAACCAAGGUGACACAGGUCCUAACUUCUUCCAGAGCCCCUGUGGCUGGCAAGGGAGCCGCAAAGGGACUGUAACAGGCUGUGUGGUGGGGACAGGGUGUCUGCCUCUGAGGUGGCCUCUUCUGGAGGCCUCAACCAGGGCCUGUUGGCCAGAACCUGCGGCCUGUGUCCUCCUGUGCCAGCAGGGGCUAGCCCUGCCCAUGGUGAAUGCAUAUGGGACACAGUUGUGGUGGGAUCCCAGGAGCUGGCCCUCCACUGCCACUGCUCAUCUUGGGAGGACUUACCCUGGGGCAGUGUGGGGGCUGGCACUGCUAACCGUGGAAGCAAGUCAAGGGGAAAGGCUAAGUGACCUCAUAUCUGCUCGAUCCUCGGGGCUCUCUGAAACUUGGUGCCAGGCUACGGUGGGCAGGAGCCAUGGUCAUGUCCAAUGGCCUAACUGUCCAUGAGCACAGCCACUUGGACACACAGCCUCACAGGGACUUGGACACCUGGUAUGACUCUGUCCACA